GUCCUUCUGGAUCUUGGUCAGUCACCAAAUACGCGAGACAAGUUGGAUUUAACACCAUUAUAUUAUGCGGUACUGAAUAACACGAUAUCCUUGUGCAUUGAGCGAUUGCUGUUUGAUCACUCCCCUCUUGGCAUUUCUGAUGAAGCGGGACUCCAGGAAAUACAUCAGGCCUGUCGAUUUGGUCGAGUGCAGCAUUUAGAAAUCCUGCUUGCUUAUGGUGCUGAUAUUAAUGUUCAAACAUCGAAAAACGGAAAUACCCCACUUCAUAUAUGCGCUUACACUGGACAAGAAUCAUGCGCUCGUAUGCUAUUGUUUCGGGGUGCUGAUAAAGCCAUUAGGAAUUUUAAUGGUCAUACACCAUACGAACAAGCUAUGAUUUCCAGCAAUACAGAUAUAGCUAAUCUUAUUAAGAAUUUCCAUGAUCAAGAUGUUGUUCCAAUUCGGGAAUAUCCAAAGCGUAAUCAACGUCGACGAUCAUUUUCACGAGCAAGAUCACACCAAAGAUGUUCUAGCAUGGGACGACUAAAUGACAUUUCAAGGAACAAAAAUAUCCAAAAUGCUCUAGCGGAGUUCGAUACUCUAACAACAUUUGAACAGGACCACUGUAACACACUGAAGGGAAAUUGUACCAACAAAAAUAAUACUUGGAUGACUUCCAGUAUAAGUGGCUUCCAGCUGAAUUCCAUGAUGUUAGACUCAAUGGAAUUCAAUGAAAAUAAAGACAAUUUGCAAGCCAUACAAGCGCAAAGUAAUCAGUUAGCACAAACUAGAUCUGCAUAUAAUAUUAACAGAUUAGCGAAUGGUGUAAAUCACAGAUACCAUAAUCCAGAUGACAUUGUACAUACAAAUCAUUCAGCUACCAUGCGACCAUCUCAUGGCCGUCGUGCAGGACGUUCAUCUACACCGGCAGCAUGUCACUCAACAAGUGAAUCUUUUAAAAUGAAUCCUUUGACCGAUCGACACAGUACAUAUCGACCGAGUUUGGAUCCAGCAUGGAUGUCGCAAGCGAACGAAAAUAAUUCCGAUACAGCAUCUAUUUUCAGUGUCAGCUCAUCUAUGAGAACUCCAUCUACUAACAGCGUCAAAACUACAUCAGCAAUUUUGCAAUUGUUAUUGGCGAAUCGUGACAGUAUUGCUGAUUUGGAUACAACAAAUUUACCUAGAAUGAUAGCCCUUCAGAGAGGUACAAACGGUUUUGGAUUUGUUGUACGAGGCAAAAGAGGUAUUUCUGAAAAUUUCACUCCAAGUCUUGAGUGUCCUGCAUCACAAUACCUGGAGAAAAUUGAACCAAAUAGUGCUGCAAGCAGAGCUGGAUUAAAAGCGGGUGAUUUCAUAUUGGAGGUCAAUGGAAUCAACGUUACUACCAUGUCACAUGAAGCUGUUGUUGCACUUAUCCGAGGUUCUAGUGACAUUUUAGGCUUGAAAGUGAUAACUGUGAAUAUCGAAGAAGUUGCUUCAACACCCAAACUACAGCAUCAACCAAAUAAUGUAGGUAACAGAUUUUGUGAAUCUUCGGACAACCUUUAUAAUUUGAGAACAAGAAAAUACAAUUGUGAGCUUAAUUAUCCAAAUGACUGUUGUCAAGCGUCAGAAAUCAAUUGGUCCAUCAAUGUUGAUAAUAACUGUAAGACGAUAUGUAGAGAUUCAUUCCUUAAUGCACAGAAUGGGAUUUCAAGUCAGUUAAACAAAUCAGCUAAUGAAUCUUUUAUGAAUGGUUUUGUUUCAACGGAUAAGCUGAAUUAUAUUCGCCAGAAUUCGGAUUUAUCAGACAGGAAUAAGUAUUGUCAUCCAUCAUCUUCGAACACUUCAUUAGUGACACACAACACCGUUGUUCCUCCACCAGUUUCAAGUAAACCAAUGCUGGCUGCUAGAAAUGGACUGCAAAAUGGAACAAACCUCGGAGAAAGACAAAAACAAAAUUCACAAACUAACCUGAAUAACAAAUUUAGGCUUUGUGAAAAAGAGGGUGUCUCAUCAAAUAUGGUUCAGAAAACGGUGGCAGUCAGUCAUCCGCUUCCUUUAAUACUUCCAGCGUUUUCUUCUAGCAUUUCGAACUCGAUUCCACCACCUCCACCACCACCACCACUUUUCACUACUGCCACCAAAAAUACAUCUGCUUCAAAGCCUGAAGUUCCUGCAGGAAUCUUAAAAAAGAGUUCGCCAGCCAUGAACGAACUUGCAGAGGAUUCUACAACUUCUAAAAAGCCAACGGAAUUUCAGAAUCAGGAUGGUUGGUCAGAACAACUAACACUUCCGCCUCCUCCACCUCCAGACGAAUUUGAACUGAGUACAUCCGAGACGGAAGUCCAGGAGCCUAGUGUCAAAUAUAAUUGUACUAAUUUUCAGGAAAAAUGUAAAACACAGUCUACAUCGAGGAAUAGCAAAAUAUCAUCUUUUGAGGAGAAUCUGAGGAAAGCGGUGGCGCAGCGUCGUCGCAUGAUUGAAAUGGCUUCAGAAGACGAUGAACAAGAUUUUGAAUCAUUGCACGGUAAGAGCUUUCAAAGUAUGCUGUAUACUGAGAGUAGCGUUAAAUCUUCGAAACAGCAGAGUGAUAUUCUUCCACCAAACCAAAAUUCCUUCAAGAUGGCUGCAGAAAAGUUUCAUCUGAAGGCAAUAGCGCGUAAUAUACCAUCGAAUGGUACUAUACCACCACCCGAAAAAUUUAAAGACUGUGAUAACGCUUUUAGUAAGGUUGACAAUAACACAGGUGUGAACACAUCCAUCUCACUUGAAACUACGAAAAAACCAGUGAUACCUCAAUGGCAAUCAUGUCUAAUCAAAAACAAUGCUCAGUGUUUGACAAAUAAUGAGAAAAGUAAGUUGUCAAGUAAUAAUAGUAAAACACCUGAGUUAUACGCAUCAAUAAAACCUUUUCAAAAUAAUGGGAUCAGUGGCAGUAAUGAUAACAUUUGUUCAAAUAAACUGCCCAAAGAUGUUACAACAUUUAAACAAAACACAGCUGCACAGUCGAUAAAGUGUUUUGGAAGACCUCUUACUCAAGGUUCUUCCACAGCCACACCUCCGCCGCCGCCGCCGCCGCCGCCACCACCCUUACUUUUUGAGGAUACUCCUAAAGCAAUGUGGUCUGCUAGGAAAAAUGAUUCGGUGAAAUCUCUAGUAAGAUGACAGUUCUACCAGCAGUGGACAACUUCAAUAAAUAAAAAUUAUUAGUCAAAUUUGAUUACUUUAAGACUUUGUCUAAAUCAGCUGACAAAAGCCCAGAUUCCUUCUCUGAAUAGCAAACUAAAGCCUCACAGAAAUUUAUUCGGCAACUUCCUAUGAAUUAAAAGAUGUAAUAAACCGUCAUUUCCUUUGAAUCUACAGAAAUAAAAAAAUACAGAAAUUCCUAAUGAAAUGAAAUUUCAGCUCAUUAAAAGGAAUAGAAACAAUAUAGAACAGAAAAUAAUGUUUUUUUCAACUGUGAAUACGGAACCCUCAAAUGUUUAAAGUAAUUAGUUGAAUCAGCAAUUCUGACAAUUUUUUAAAAAUUCAUACAUGAGUGAAUGUCUCGGUAUUCAUUGACUUGAACAUGUGAAACUGAUCAAGAUUUUUUAAAACACUUUGUCAUUUUGUUAUUCAUCUUUCGUUCUGAAUUCAGAAGAAGAAGAACAUAUGAACAGUCGCUUAGGACAAUAAUCAUGAGAAUUAAUUUAUAUGCUGUUUUCCUACAUUGUCCCGAGUUGAUAACCUGUUGGACUAUCCAUUUCUUUAUCAUUCUCCUCAUUUUUAUGAAUACUUACUUUAUGUGUUUUGUUGAGAUAAUGUAUGUGUUUUGAAAGAAAAUGUUUCACUGAGUUUCUCAUUCAUUAUAUGUUUAAUAGGAAAGUAUAUUUUUCAACUGAUCUAAUCAAUAUAAUUUAUGUGCUAGGAAACUGUAUUUUAAAAAACCAUCAGUAAUAAAUUAUUUUGUCAUUCUCCUGCU
Messenger RNA from Heterobilharzia americana, 3922 nucleotides. NCBI's taxonomy places the organism in Eukaryota, Metazoa, Platyhelminthes, Trematoda, Strigeidida, Schistosomatidae. The record is from the annotation of a GenBank genome assembly.